Messenger RNA from Candidozyma haemuli, 1395 nucleotides. RefSeq lists its product as uncharacterized. The transcript has a single exon. The coding region runs from base 1 to 1395 and encodes 464 amino acids. The record is from RefSeq and is a predicted model, not a curated record. NCBI's taxonomy places the organism in Eukaryota, Fungi, Ascomycota, Pichiomycetes, Serinales, Metschnikowiaceae.
AUGCCAUCUGCAACUACCCAAAUACGCCACUUCGACCUUUCCAAGGCCACAGUGAGACCUGAAGGAGAUAUCUCUACCGCGUUCAACUCUUUCGGUAAAGGCGAGACUUACGACAACUCGUUUUGGGCCGACAUCAAAAAAUCUUUGAUCAAAGACCCAGUUGCUUUCAAGGAGAGCUGGUUGAGGCUCAAGGAUGCCUAUGCCAAAGGUCUCGAGGAAAUCAAGGAGAAGGGAAGUGAUGUGAUUCCUUCUGUUACUUUGGACGAAUUAUCUGACAUGGACAAGACCAAGAAAGACGAAAUCUUGAAGAGAGGGUGCGUCGUUAUCAGAGGUGUCAUUCCUGAAGACGAAGCUGCUGGAUAUAAGGAUGAGGUUCUCGAGUAUGCCGAAAAGAACCCAACGACCAAGGGUUUCCCACAGCAUGCUAAGGUGGUCUACGAGCUUUACUGGUCCAAGCCACAGGUCAAAGCUAGAGCACACCCAAACUUGAGAAAGGCUACCAGAUUUAUGAACGGUUUGUUUUAUGCUGAUCCAGAUGCCAAGGUGCUUCUUGACCAGAACGUUUCCUACGCAGACAGAUUGCGUAUCAGACAACCAGGAGACGCUUUGUUCUCCCUUGGUCCUCACGCUGACGGUGGUUCGCUCGAAAGAUGGGAAGACGAAGCCUUCCGUGCCUGCUACACUCCAAUCUUUGAAGGUAGAUGGGAGGACUACGAUCCAAAUGAUGCUACUCACAGAAUCGAUGUCAAUAUGGACAAAUAUGCAUCCAAUGGUACUUGCAACAUCUUCCGUGCUUACCAAGGCUGGUUAGCUGUUUCCAAAGUUGCACCAAAAGAGGGAAGCAUUCUCUUCGGUCCAUUAGUCAAGGAGGCUACUGCUUACUGGAUGAUGAGUCCAUUCUUUGACGAGGACGACAACCUUCUUCUUGACUCCUCCUUGCCAGGUACAUUCCCAGGUAAAAGUCAGGAGUUCAACAACGAGACCCACCCUGGCCUCAGAUUGGAUGAUUUGAUGGUACCCGUGCCAGCAGUUCGUCCUGGCGACAUGGUGUUCUGGCACUGUGACUUGAUCCAUGCCGUGGAUUCAGUCCAUCAAGGUACCCAAGAUUCCUCUGUAUUUUACAUCCCUUCAGCGCCAUUGUGCAACAUCAACGUGAAGUAUGCCGCUGUUCAACGUGAAUCUUUCUUGAAGGGUCUUGCUGGACCUGAUUUCCCUGGUUUCCCAAAUGUCGUUGCCGAGACCAAGCACGUCGGAAGAGCUACCCCCGAAGAUGUUGAAGCCACUGGAGGUAUCGAGGCCCUUCAAGAACUUGGCCUUGCUCCAUUCAGUGCCGAUAACCUUACGCCCGGCCAAGCAGCCAUUGUCAAAGAUGCUAACGAUUUAUUGUUUGAAUGA